AUGGAUCAAAAGUUCAAGUUUUCCCCAAGCGUCUUUGGUUCUGCGGGAACUGUGGAGCAAUCGUCGUAUGCAUUGAAGGCAGUUUCCAAAGGCAGCACUUCAGUGGGCAUCGUCGCAUCAGAAGGCGUCGUCAUUGGCACCGCAACGCGAAAGACUUCGGAACUGAUGGAGCCGCGCGGCAUGCCACACGUGGCCCCAAUAAACACUAUGAUAGGAAUGGCCUAUUCUGGAUUGAGUGGCGACUUUCGAAUUCUCAAAAAUCACGCCCAGAGAUGUUCCAUCCAGAAUAACCUGAGCAAUGGCUCUGCGGUCAAAGUGAAGGAAGUGGCGCAUUGCAUGGCCAUCCUCAUGCAGGAAUACACACAAAUGGCGAGCGCGCGACCCUUUGGAGUCUCUCUACUGAUCGCCGGCUGUGACAAGGGGGUGCCGCAUCUGUACGAUUGUAGUGCCAACGGUACCCACUCGAACAGAAAGGCCAUUGCCCUGGGCCGUAAUGCAGGCAUAUGUACAAGCUUCUUGGAGAACCGCUUCACUGAGAGUCUCAAGAUAGAAGAUGCCAUUGAUACUGCACUGCUGGCUUUAAAAAAAGGAUAUGAGGAGAAGGAGGCGGAGCUGAAGGAGGGUGACGGUGAUGACGAAGAGGAGGAUCCCAUGCCUACCGAAGUCAUCCAAAUUGGCAUUGCCUAUCCGGAGGGUUUCGAGUGUAUGGACUCUAAUACUGUCGAUGAGUUCUAUGCCACCUCUACCUACCUUGACUAACAAUACUUCAUUUUCAUUUUGUUUUAAAUGCAACAUUACAACAAUAAAUAAAUAACAC
This is a messenger RNA of Drosophila persimilis, 817 nucleotides long. Its product is annotated as proteasome subunit alpha type-2. Lineage: Eukaryota; Metazoa; Arthropoda; Insecta; Diptera; Drosophilidae. Gene Ontology annotation, cellular component: proteasome core complex, alpha-subunit complex; proteasome core complex. The coding region runs from base 1 to 759 and encodes 252 amino acids. The record is from RefSeq and is a predicted model, not a curated record. The transcript has 2 exons.